GCCGGGUCCCCACCUCCGUGCCCGCCCCGCGGGCUGACCGGCCCGACCGGGGCCCGCCCCCGGCGCCCACCAUGUACGCCUUUGUGCGGUUCCUGGAGGACAACGUCUGCUACGCGCUGCCAGUGUCGUGCGUGCGCGACUUCAGCCCCCGCUCGCGGCUGGAUUUUGACAACCAGAAGGUGUACGCCGUGUACCGGGGCCCGGAGGAGCUGGGCGCCGGGCCCGAGAGCCCCCCGCGCGCCCCCCGCGACUGGGGCGCGCUGCUGCUCCACAAGGCCCAGAUCCUGGCGCUGGCAGAAGACAAAUCUGACCUUGAAAACAGUGUGAUGCAGAAGAAAAUAAAAAUCCCCAAACUUUCUCUCAAUCACGUAGAAGAAGAUGGGGAGGUUAAAGAUUAUGGGGAAGAAGAUUUACAGCUUAGACACAUCAAGAGACCUGAGGGGCGGAAGCCCAGCGAAGUGGCGCAUAAGAGCAUUGAGGCAGUGGUGGCCCGGCUGGAGAAGCAGAACGGCCUGAGCCUGGGCCACAGCACGUGUCCAGAGGAGGUCUUCGUGGAGGCCUCACCGGGCACGGAGGACAUGGACAGUCUGGAGGACGCUGUCGUGCCCCGGGCUCUGUAUGAGGAGCUGCUGCGCAACUACCAGCAGCAGCAGGAGGAGAUGCGCCACCUCCAGCAGGAGCUGGAGCGGACUCGGAGGCAGCUGGUCCAGCAGGCCAAGAAGCUCAAGGAGUACGGGGCACUUGUGUCUGAAAUGAAGGAGCUCCGUGACCUCAACCGGAGGCUCCAGGACGUGCUGCUCCUGAGGCUUGGCAGUGGUCCCGCCAUUGACUUGGAAAAAGUAAAGUCAGAAUGUCUCGAGCCCGAGCCGGAGUUACGGAGCACUUUCAGUGAGGAAGCAAAUACGUCGUCCUAUUACCCUGCUCCUGCACCUGUCAUGGACAAGUAUAUCCUAGACAAUGGCAAGGUCCAUCUGGGAAGCGGGAUUUGGGUUGAUGAGGAGAAAUGGCACCAGCUACAAGUAACCCAAGGAGAUUCCAAGUACACAAAGAACUUGGCAGUCAUGAUUUGGGGAACAGAUGUUCUGAAGAACAGAAGCGUCACAGGAGUUGCCACAAAAAAAAAGAAAGAUGCAGUCCCUAAGCCACCCCUCUCGCCUCACAAACUAAGCAUUGUCAGAGAGUGUUUGUACGACAGAAUAGCACAAGAAACUGUGGAUGAAACUGAAAUUGCACAGAGACUCUCCAAAGUCAACAAAUACAUCUGUGAAAAAAUCAUGGAUAUCAAUAAAUCCUAUAAAAAUGAAGAACGAAGGGAAGCAAAAUACAAUUUGCAAUAAACUUUGGAUUUUUCAUAAAGCCUUAUCGUUUUCCUUGCGUGGCUUGUGAUUUGCGGGCAAUGGUGCUGUCCAGAUGAGACCCCACCGUGCAUGGUGGCAUGUGGGCAGGGAACCACAGGUUUCCAGGGUCUUCAACUUGCCCUGAACUUGGACUUCCCACUCCAAAGAAGUCAAAUGGAUUUUCUGAGACUCAGGCAGCAACCUGGCGCCAGUGUCAUUUUGGGGAUGGGGAAAGCACCGUCUUUUUGGAGGGGGAUAAAGUGUCUCUGAGUUGCCUAUCACUUGACUGAGAAUUUGAACUAAUAUUUUUACCAUUCAAGGACUCCUAUCUCUGUUCCUCUAUUUUGUUCUAUAAUAAAGCUUCAUUAAUUCUUUGAUGUAGACAAUCAUUAUCAUUUAUUUAAGGAUAUUAAGUGUACAGUGGAGGUGACCAGUAUCCUUUGAGAGGUGGAACACUCAGGCUGAAAGCUAGAAAGUUCAUAAGGGGUGUGGUUGCUGUCUGCAGAUCUGAAGGGCUGUCUCAAAAGCAAAUUACUUUCUCUUACUUCAAAGGACAGAUCUUAGGACCAGACGCCUCUCUCACUCAAGAUGAUCUGAGAUCCAACUUCCUUGAUAAAUUGAAUCAAUCUCUGUGAAAGGGUGUAGGGGGCGGUAACGUGAGAUGUGGCCCAGCAUUACCUUCAGGAAGUGGGGGGCAGUGUCACCUCGCGUCAGUUCGUUUAUCCUUUUAUAUCUAAAAUGAUCUUUCAAGUUACAUAAUUUUUAUCUCAUUGAGUAACAUUCUCUAAGGUGCCUGGUGCACAAUCUGGCAAAACCACAUUUGAUCUUCCUGUUGAUUCGCACUUUCUGUAACGCCUGUGAAGUCAGCAUGGUGUAUUGGAAAUGGCAAGGGUUUGGGGCUGAGCACCUGGGCCCUAAUCCUGGCUCCCCUGCUUGCUUUGGGCUUAACCUAACCUCUUGAGUUUCCAUUUUCUGUUUCGUAAAAAGAAGAUCAUACCUACCUUGCAGACUUGCUAUCAGAAUUAUAUAUCUAUAUAUAAAGUGUUCAAUAAAUGUUGGCAAUUGUUA
Suricata suricatta (meerkat) is the source of this 2405-nucleotide messenger RNA. RefSeq names its product BEN domain containing 5 (gene BEND5). Bases 72 to 1337 code for a protein of 421 amino acids. The transcript has 6 exons. Gene Ontology annotation, biological process: negative regulation of DNA-templated transcription. The record is from RefSeq and is a predicted model, not a curated record. Gene Ontology annotation, molecular function: DNA binding. NCBI's taxonomy places the organism in Eukaryota, Metazoa, Chordata, Mammalia, Carnivora, Herpestidae.